Molecule: messenger RNA, 1527 nt
Organism: Alternaria postmessia
Lineage: Eukaryota; Fungi; Ascomycota; Dothideomycetes; Pleosporales; Pleosporaceae
Gene: DHH1
Product: DExD/H-box ATP-dependent RNA helicase dhh1
Exons: 4
Coding region: 1-1527 (508 amino acids)
Biological process (GO): P-body assembly; cytoplasmic stress granule assembly
Cellular component (GO): cytoplasmic stress granule; P-body
Molecular function (GO): ATP binding; mRNA binding; RNA helicase activity
Source: RefSeq, a predicted model, not a curated record
AUGACUUCAGAAAUCACCAACCAACUAGCAGCAACGCAGCUGAGCGAUGCUGCGCCGUCAGGAGAGGCAAGCUGGAAAGCCGGGCUGAAUGCGCCAGCGAAGGAUGCGCGACCCCAGACAGAGGACGUUACAGCGACCAAAGGCCUCGAGUUUGAAGAUUUCUUCAUCAAGCGCGAGCUUAUGAUGGGCAUCUUCGAAGCCGGAUUCGAAAAGCCGUCACCUAUCCAAGAAGAGACGAUCCCAGUAGCCCUCACCGGUCGAGACAUUCUUGCGCGAGCGAAGAACGGUACUGGAAAGACUGCCGCCUUUGUUAUUCCUACCCUCGAGCGCAUAAACCCGAAGAGCCCCAAGACGCAAGCUCUGAUCCUUGUGCCCACCAGAGAACUCGCGCUACAAACAUCCCAAGUGUGCAAACAAUUGGGACAGCACCUCGGUAUCAACGUCAUGGUCUCGACUGGUGGUACAGGACUGAAGGACGACAUUAUACGUUUGAGCGACCCCGUUCACAUCAUUGUCGGAACACCGGGCAGAAUCCUCGACUUGGCUGGAAAAGGCGUAGCGGAUCUUUCCGCUUGCCAAACAUUUGUCAUGGACGAGGCUGACAAGCUCCUCUCACCUGAGUUUACCCCAGUUGUAGAGCAGCUUCUUGGCUUCCACCCCAAGGACAGACAAGUCAUGCUUUUCUCUGCUACCUUCCCUAUUGUAGUCAAGAGCUUCAAGGACAAGCACAUGAACUCUCCGUACGAAAUUAACCUCAUGGAUGAGCUGACGCUCCGUGGUAUCACUCAAUACUACGCUUUCGUUGAGGAGAAGCAGAAGGUCCACUGCUUGAACACCCUCUUCAACAAGCUCCAGAUUAAUCAGUCCAUCAUUUUCUGUAAUUCGACGAACCGUGUCGAGCUUCUUGCUAAGAAGAUCACUGAGCUUGGAUAUUCCUGCUUCUACUCGCAUGCGCGUAUGCUUCAGCACAACCGUAAUCGUGUCUUCCACGACUUCCGCAAUGGUGUAUGCCGAAACCUCGUCUGUUCGGACUUGCUCACUCGUGGUAUCGAUAUUCAAGCCGUCAACGUUGUAAUCAACUUUGAUUUCCCUAAGAACGCCGAGACAUAUCUGCAUAGGAUUGGUCGAUCUGGUCGUUUUGGACAUUUGGGUCUGGCUAUCAAUUUGAUCAACUGGGAAGAUCGCUUCAAUCUUUACAGGAUCGAACAAGAGCUUGGUACAGAGAUCCAGCCCAUUCCCCAGGUCAUCGAAAAGAACCUAUACGUUUACGAAUCGCCCGAGUCCAUCCCUCGCCCUAUGUCCAACGCCCAGCGCACUCCGAUCCAAGGUCAGCCACAAGAACAAGACGGUGCCGCACGCGGUAACGCCAACGCUCGAGGAGGUUUCCGUGGCGGACGUGGUGGCGGUGGUCAAUUUCAAGGACAACGCCGAGGUCCUCCACAAAACCAACAGAAUCGUCAACCAAACGGUCAGAAUCCUCAGCGAAACCCUAGGCCACAACCCACUGGUCCGCCUCCGGCCUCGUAA